Solea solea (common sole) is the source of this 2608-nucleotide messenger RNA. It is a transcript of the gene best1, whose product is annotated as bestrophin 1. Gene Ontology annotation, molecular function: chloride channel activity. Lineage: Eukaryota; Metazoa; Chordata; Actinopteri; Pleuronectiformes; Soleidae. The record is from RefSeq and is a predicted model, not a curated record. The coding region runs from base 218 to 2377 and encodes 719 amino acids. The transcript is spliced from 10 exons.
CAAACAUUCUCUUGGAAGCUGCCGACCAACAGCUCGACCCACAGCAAGUACGAUGGACAUAUUCAGUGAUGUGUGACCACGCUGGUUUCCAGGCUGAUCCAUGAUAUUGAGCUAAGACGAAGAAAAGAGAACACCACCACAGUGGUUUCCUUCAUGUCAGGCCACAGUCAGCCAGCAGAUUGGCCGGCACGCAGCAGCAGCAGCAGCAGCAGCAGCAAUGACAGUCACAUACUCUCGGAGGGUUGCUGAUGCAGGUCUGGGAACCUUCUUUCACCUGCUCCUGCGAUGGAGAGGCAGCAUUUAUAAACUGCUCUACAGAGAGCUCAUCAUCUUCACUGUGUUCUACUACUUCUUGAGUAUUGUUUACAGGUUUGUGUUAAAUAACGACCAGAAGAGGCUGUUUGAGAAACUGUCGAUAUACUGUGACCGCUAUGCAGAGCUCAUCCCUGUGUCCUUUGUGCUUGGUUUCUAUGUGACCUUGGUCGUGUCACGCUGGUGGGGCCAGUUUGAAAACAUCCCUUUGCCAGACCGCUUGGCAGCAUUAGUUGGCGGUCAUGUCCGCGGGGCUGAUGAGGUGUCCAGGCUGACUCGCCGAACUCUGAUGCGAUACGCCAACCUGUCUGGUGUUCUCAUCUAUCGCUCUGUCAGCACAGCUGUCUACAAGAGGUUUCCCACCAUGCAGCAUCUGGUGCAAGCAGGUUUGAUAACACCAGAGGAACUGAGGCAUCUGGAGAACUUGCCCUCUCCUCAUAACAAGUUCUGGGUUCCCUGCAUGUGGUUCGUCAGUCUGGCUUUGAGAGCUCGGUCUGAGGGUCGCAUCGGUGACGACGUGGCCCUCACAGCCAUCCUGACUGAGUUGAAUAGUUUACGGGCAAAGUGUAUGAAACUGUAUGGUUAUGACUGGAUCAGCCUGCCUCUUGUCUAUACUCAGGUGGCGACCAUUGCUGUCUACAGUUUUUUCCUGGCUUGUCUGAUUGGCCGUCAGUUCUUGGAUCCAGCUCAGAGCUACCCAGGUCAUGAUUUGGACUUCUAUUUGCCCGUGUUUACCCUGCUGCAGUUUUUCUUCUACGUUGGUUGGCUGAAGGUGGCCGAGCAGCUCAUAAAUCCUUUCGGAGAAGAUGACGAUGACUUUGAAACCAACUUGCUUGUCGAUCGCAAUUUACAGGUGUCUUUGUUGUCUGUGGAUGAGAUGUAUGACAGCGUGCCACUGGUUGAGAAGGACAUGUACUGGAAUGAGUCUGAACCUCAGCCUCCUUACACUGCAGCCAGCGCUGAACACCGCAAACCCUCCUUUAUGGGCUCAGCCCUGGAUAUCAGUGUUCCUAAGGAGGAGAUGGAGUUUCAGUCAAAUCUGGAGCAGAUCAAAGAAAAUGAAGAAGCCAACUACUCCACCCCACUGCUUGGAGGACUGGGUCGUUUUCUUGGCGUCCAGUCCCCUAACUUCCCUCGCUCCACCAGGGUUCCUUUGCUGCGUCGCCGCCCUGGAGCUCCACUAAGCCGCUUCCCUCUUUACCUGCACCCUGCAGCUCCAUUAACUCCAAGUCAAGUUCGCCAGCCAUUAAACCAGGAGCGAGAUCCAGACUAUGCCUUCUCCACCAUGCCCAUGUAUGAGAGACCAGGUUUCUAUAGCUGCCCACAAACACCCAUCCACUGUGUGCCCCCUGCUGUGCCUCGCCCUCGUCCUGCCAGGAGAACCCAAAAUGAGUGGGAUCGCAGCUGCAGCUCCCUCGCCCAGCCAAUGGUCGGCUCACAGCUGCCCUCUCCUGACACCCCCAGCCAUGUCCCCCAACCGCCAUCCUCUGCUUUCCCCUGGUUAAGUGAGGAUGGUGAGAUGCAGCAUGCCCCUACCUUCUCCUUCCCUGACCCUCCACCUGAACUCUGUGCAAUAUCUAAACUCAGACCAGGGCACGGCCUGCUGUCUCGCCGACCUCCCCCUCCUCGCCUUAUUCUGGACAACCUCCCCUCAUCUGAGAGCCAGCCCGGACCUGCGAGCGCUCGAGCUGCAGGAAGCGGAGGAGAACGGGUGUUCUCGUUCACUCCUCCAUCUCGAACAGCCACUGCAAAUCCCAGUAAUCCCAACAGCAGCUCUGGUAGCAUAAACGCAACAAGCACCAACGGCGCAGGCACAGCAGGGAGUCUCUGCAAUGGUACAAGUCACACUAAUUUUAGUAACCAUGGGAACUUCAGUGCCAACUUCAGGGCAAGCAACGGUGGGCUCAGCAAUAACGCAGUUUCCACUUCAGCUUUAUCACAACAAGAAACCAAUCAGCUCAACUCACCCAAAGAUUCCGGAAUCUCACUGGCUGAUGGAGACCUGCUGAGUGUUCUGGUGGAUGGUGGGGUGAACAAGGCGGCAGGAGGGAGGGAGCAGGAUUGACUCCAUCCUAAUAUCUUUGGUUUUUAAAAUAUUUCAGCCACACAACUGAAAAAGGGGUAUGUUGCAAAUUCUGGAUUCAUUUCUACUUCCCGAGACAAACCAACAGAACAAAAGAAAAAAAAAGCACCUUAUGAAAAUGCACAGUUUCUUCUGACUCUAAGUGACAAGAAACCAAAAAAAGUAUAUAUUCUUAAACUCAGCAUUGCUUUCAUGUGCAUUCCUAAACUAUUA